Lutra lutra (Eurasian river otter) is the source of this 5567-nucleotide messenger RNA. It is a transcript of the gene MAP1LC3B, whose product is annotated as microtubule associated protein 1 light chain 3 beta. Gene Ontology annotation, molecular function: ubiquitin protein ligase binding. Gene Ontology annotation, biological process: cellular response to nitrogen starvation; autophagy of mitochondrion; autophagosome assembly. The coding region runs from base 236 to 613 and encodes 125 amino acids. Gene Ontology annotation, cellular component: cytosol; autophagosome membrane; autophagosome. The record is from RefSeq and is a predicted model, not a curated record. Lineage: Eukaryota; Metazoa; Chordata; Mammalia; Carnivora; Mustelidae. The transcript has 4 exons.
UCCUCGCUGCGCAUGCGCGCGGCCCCGCUUCCGCCACGCCCGCCAUGGCGGCGGAGGCAGCCGGCCUUGGCCCCGCCCCCCGGGACGCCGCGCCGGUCACCUGACGCUGCUGCGGGCUGAAGAGACACAAGGGAAGUCGCUGUCGCCACAGUUGAGUCUUCUCUCGCCGCCGCCGCCUGCAGUCUGCAGCCCCCGGGACCCUCCGCCCCACUGCCUCCGCCUCGCCGCCCGCGCCAUGCCGUCGGAGAAGACCUUCAAGCAGCGCCGCACCUUCGAACAAAGAGUAGAAGAUGUCCGACUUAUCCGAGAGCAGCAUCCUACCAAAAUCCCAGUGAUCAUCGAACGGUACAAGGGUGAGAAGCAGCUUCCUGUCCUGGACAAAACCAAAUUCCUUGUACCUGACCAUGUCAACAUGAGUGAGCUCAUCAAGAUCAUUAGGAGGCGCUUACAGCUCAACGCUAACCAGGCCUUCUUCCUGUUAGUGAACGGACACAGCAUGGUGAGUGUGUCCACACCGAUUUCUGAAGUGUAUGAAAGUGAGAAGGACGAAGACGGAUUCCUGUAUAUGGUCUACGCCUCUCAGGAGACAUUCGGAGUGAAAUCGUCUGUGUAAGACUAGAAAAAUGCAUCUGUUCUUGAAUUUUUUUAAACCCUUACCAAGAGAAAAAAAAAAGGGAUAUUAGCAACUGAGGGUUGAUCAGAUCAUCCAGUCACAGAUCAUCCAAACAGUAGUGUUCCUGCCUAGGAGUUUUAGGAAGUUGUUUUGUACCGCAAGCAGGAAAACGGCUCGGUGAGCACAUCCAGCUUUGGAAAACUCCAUUAUUUAACCUAGGCUGUUUUGUUCUCAAAUUUAGAAGUUUAAAAAUAAAACACUUUGCAUUCUUAGUUGCCAAUAAAACAGACCUUCACCUUAUUUGAAUGCUCUUCUCCUAUUAGGAGCCUUCAGAGACACAUUCCUCACUAGGGUCCCAGACCCAGCGGACGCUCUGUGGAGGGUUUCUGUUGGACGGGGGAAACGCCUGAGAGGAUCUGUGAGCCUGAGUCGCCAAGCCUCCCCCGCCCCCGCCCGCCCAGUUUGCCAGAGUCGUGGGCAAAAGGCAGGGAAAGCGGGGCAGGGCAACUCUGAACCUGCUCCGGGUUCCCGCUCCUAGUGUGCGCGCGCCCAGGCUCGUGCUCUCGCGGCGCCGGCAGACCCGUUUGCCCUUCCCGACGGUAACACAAAAGCACCACUGCUCGGUACGAACCUUGAAUCAUUUAAAAUUUUGGUCUAGUUUCUCAAGCGCCCAGAGAAGGAAGGCGCGGCGUUUCUCCGGCGCGCGCGGGGCCUCCCCGGGGUCCGCGCGCCGCCUGCGUCCGCAAGGGGAGCAGCGUUCUGUCACUUCCGCUCUUAGGACCGUGCCGGACCCGCGGGACAGGCCGAAGCGCUCCCGUCCCGGGCACGCCCUCUGCCAUUUGGCCUGAGGCUAGAUGAUCCGUGCCCGCGUCCGGUGCGUGAGUCCUACUAACCAGUUAGCUGUGAGAGUAUUUCCGUUGUCCUUGUGGGUCGCCCGCCGUCAGAGGCCCUCCCCGCCGGCGCAUGUCCGACGAAAACAGCAGCAAAAGGAGGCCUAGCGCUCCCCACAGACGGUGAGUGUCAGCCGGUGAACCUCUCCCGAGGUCGGCCGGAAUAACCAGCGCUCGCUGCGGCCCGUUUCUGUGGGAGGAGCACAGGGAGCCCGCGGACCGCUUCGACCGGACCGCGGCAGGCCACGCCUCGGCUUGCGUCCUGCGGCCGUCGGUGGACGUCACUUCUCAGGAGGUGGGGGAAGCCCCAGUCCUGCCUGCGCGCGCUCGGCCCGACCUUCCCGCGCACGCGUCUGCCGCAGGGCCCCUUGGAACACGUGCGCUGCCACAGUACGUCAAGUGCGCCUCGGCCUGUGGCGUUUAGAUCGUACGCCUCGUUGCAGCGCGCGUUCCUGUAACCGCUGUGUGACCCGUAAGAUUCCCAGAAGUAACCUGCGUUUCAAAAACACAAGUACCUUGCGGGGAGGGUGACUUCUGCCCCCCUCAGUGGGGGUCACUAGGCUCUCUGAACCAAGUACAUUUUUGAUGAACUAAGGUGAAUAAAGGCAAAACUAAAAACUCCUCAAGCUCAGCGUAACGGAUCAGUGUCGGGUGCGUGCGACGCCGUGUACCGUCUGCGCUACCCCACGCCAGGCGGUGGGGCGGGCGGGGGGCAGGGGCACUCACCUCUGAAGGUCUGCUUUGUCCCAGGCACCUUCCUCACCUUGGUCAAGGUUCGGACACUGGUCUUGUCCUUGCAUAAGUAAAUUCUCCUGAGAACUAAAAGACGUGGCACAAAGUGAGCGGGCGGAUGCGGGACCUGGGCGUUUCGUGGGAAUAAGCGACUGGAAAACCUGCCGCGCCGUGGCGGGGUAAGAUACAGACAGACGUCGGCCGAGUGGAAAACCUCCACGCGUUCCCAGCUUAAGCGGGCACUUCAGCUGUCCGUGGAAGAAUGCGGGCCAAGAGGAGGAGAUGUUCUGCUUCCCCGAGUCUGCUGCUCUGGUGUGCGUGGCCCCCAUCUUCAGAGGCCUGGCCUGACCAAACAGCAAGUCACCGGGGCUGCAGGAACAUUUCCCUCUGAGUAGCCACAGGCCCGACAAGAGGCGCUGGGGACCUCCUGGGGGGGGAAGGCAUCAGGUUUCUCCGUCUGGUGUCUGGCAGGGCUCAUGAGAACACCAGGGUCCCGCGCCAGCUUCCGCUCAUUGGACCACCACCAUCCCAAAUCUCGGAGGACGGAGCUUCAAGUGCGGGACACGUCCGUACCGCGCCGACCGUGUGUCUGGAAACGUGCCAGAGAAACUUCCCAUCGAUUCGUGCCAAUCUUGACUUCCUGCGGAACCUCGAGCUAGAACAUCCCAGAUCAAGAGUUAAUGUUUCUGGUCAUAGCAAGGAUAUCUUUUAAAACCAGGGAAACUUGACAGAAUGGAUUUAAAACCAUCUCUCUCUCUUGCCAAGUGGAGAAGGCAGAAAGGGCUGACUCCCUAGUUUGCAGAUCAGGAACUGGCGAUUUAUUUGAAAGGAGGUGUGCUUCAUAUUCUAGGAGAUAAAGACCUAAUAAAAUGAAACAGCUUUUUUUAAUUUUUAUUUUCAGUACAUUAAAUUUACUCAUAAAAACAUUCUAAAAAUGUACAAUUUUUCCUUUUUAACAAAGUAUAAUAAAACAUAAAAACUUCAAAAACAAUACUUAACAUUUACAAUUCAAAAUCAAAUUAGCAGAAUAUUAAAUAUUUACAAAACUAUAUCUUUUAAAAAUAUUUAUAAAGUUACAUGCAAUUUUGUAGAAUUGACAUAAAAGAAUGGCUCAAAAAUGGGAGAAUUUUCCUUCAUUCCUAAAAAGAAAAUCUGUCCAAGAUUAGCUGUGAAGAUUCUCGAGUACACGAGGUCUCUGGUUUCAGUACCAAAGCCUUCAUCUUUGUGCAUGUAAGAACUUAAUGCAUGUGAGAGGCUUGUAAAAUCCCCGGGACCGACUGACGAGCCACACUGAGCUCCCCUCCCACAAGAACAGUGUAGUCAAGUUGACCUUUGGCCUCAACCAGCAAGUAUGUGGUUUUGCGAGUGUUGACUGAAUCCGUUCAAGAACCUCAGGAUUUUGCAAACUGAGCCUCUUCAGGACCCACGGCUUUAAACGUCCCCUGACUCAUUCUUUGGGAGUCAUCUGCACGUUGAAAAGGACACCCGCCCGCUCGGGUUCCACAGGCCCAUCCAUCCUCUGGGAAGGACAUGGUUUCCCUUACCAUCCUUAAGACUCACAGGUACGCCAUCGCUAACCAGUACGUAAAACCAGCAAGGCAUCAAAGAACCCACCACAGAAGCAGGAAGAGUACGAAAUGACGGAGUGAGGAGGGCACAGCCCGAUUCCACUGGGCCAGCGCUCUCCAGCAACACUGGAGCGAGCCCAGAGCAAGCUUCGGUCCGAUCCAGAUGGAUCAGAUUGGCCGGUGCCCCCUCGGGGACGCGCCGCAGCAGCUGUGUGACGUUGGGCGGGGUUGCCACCAGGCCUCUGUGCCCUGGCACAGUGCAGUGCAAACUAGCUUCAGUGACUUCUAAAUAGUGAAUUAAAACACUGAACCUACUGGCUACUAUAUUCACAAGCCGACUCCUGUCAUCUGGAUUACAGAUGAUGCUGGUUGUUGGUGGUGGUUUUUCAUACCCAAUCACACAUACCUGCUUCGAAAAAAAUAAUUUUGUCGUCGUCGUAAGUGCUAGCUCCCAUUUCCUCAGUGCUCUUCAGCAAUGACAGCUUUCAACAUUUAAACACGUUUCCAAUUUUCAAUAUUACCAUGAAAUAAAAAUUAGAAAAGAAGGUAGAAAACUGAGUGUUUGCUUAAAAAAAAAAAAGAUUCAAUAGUUCUUUUAUCCCAACAUUGUAUUCCACUUCAAUCUGUACAUUCCACUUCCCCCAUUCUUGGAGACAAAAAAACGGGGAUAGAAACUUUGAUAUAUGACAGACGACACAGAGCAAAGUGGCUGUGCCACACCUACCGGUUGCUACAGCCUUUGCAAACUGAGCCCAUGAUUUCAGGGAAAUGACUACGUAGUUGAAAGGGUCAGUCAGAUCUGUGUUUCUAAAAAGAUGAGGACAUCUGAGGAAAUGCAAAAUUGCUCUUCAGGCUUACGGACUUUGGUUGCUUUUGGAGAGAAAGGUUUAUCGGAGAUGACGCUGCCAGCAAACAUUCCCAAGUCCAAGCGUUCACCUGGGAAGAGUCUCAUGGGUGUGCAGCUGGAUGCUUUGUGUCCCGUGUCUCUCACGUUCACGUUUCUCAAUUCUCACCUUGGAAUGGCCUCACUGGAGACAUCACACCGCACAUGCACUUUCAAAGACAAGUGGGAAUUUUGCUAAGACCUUUGAUGACUGAACACAGCCGCACAAUGUCUGGACUUAUUUUCCUCCAUUUGAAUGUCCUACUUCGAAUCGAAGCUCGUAUUUUAAUUUUUUGUUGUAUGGAACACACUAACUGCUAAUAUUUAUCAAAAUAGUCAUAAGGGUAACAACAGACACUUUCAUUCCCCGAUACUGACCACUAAAACAGAAACCCUAAAUAUGAUAUUUUUUCUUUUGUUAUGAGACAGUUUUCAACAAUUUCACUGUGUUGAAAUAGGAUUUAUUUAAAAUAUUUCUUUGUUUAAAAAACCAAAAAAUUUAAAAGUUUGGCUUUCAGCACAUGUCCAGGCCACCAUAACGGCCUUCAGAAAUAUUAAAAUCGUAAACAUCAGUGGACACUCCCAAGUCUUCCUUUAACAUCAUAUGACAAGUUCCAGGCUCCUACUCUUUAAGGCAAAGUUGUGUCAGUUCUCAUUAUUUUGACAUUUUGUAGUGUUUAUAAUUAAGAGAUCAAUGUAACAUUCCCCAAGAAAGCUGUUGUAAGCAUCACCAUCACUUCAAAAACUGUAUGUAAUACCGUGUACCAGGAAGAGAGAGAAGCAUACAGAGGUCUGUCAAUUCUGCAUUGCAUAGAAAUGAAACUCUACUAAAAUAAAGCUCUAAAAAAAAAUUCUACGAAAAGCCUUUAAAAAAAGAAAAG